Patiria miniata (bat star) is the source of this 4269-nucleotide messenger RNA. RefSeq names its product sushi, von Willebrand factor type A, EGF and pentraxin domain-containing protein 1-like. Bases 385 to 3441 code for a protein of 1018 amino acids. NCBI's taxonomy places the organism in Eukaryota, Metazoa, Echinodermata, Asteroidea, Valvatida, Asterinidae. The record is from RefSeq and is a predicted model, not a curated record. The transcript is spliced from 13 exons.
CUUACAAAGCCUCACAUUAUCAGGAGGUAAAACCAUGAGCUAGUGUUGUCUGGUUUUAUCGCUGCCGUCAACUCCACUUCACAUCCAGUAGUCUUGAACUAUUCUCACUUUUUUCCCUGAUUAAUUUGGCACUUGGAAAUAAAAUUGGACGCUUAAAGGGAAAAACAACUGACGGUGACAUUUCCUUGGAUCGAUUGGCUUCUCUCGUCCUGAGGAGAGCGAAAUAUGUCUAUAGCGUCGGAAAAGCCGCGCCUUAUCUUGCCAAGUUGCGAAGCCAUACGCGCUGUAUACGAUAUUGCGCCAAGUGCUGAGUUUCAAAGCUAGGUUGCCUAUUGCGCUGCCAUAGCACGUCGUUUUUGGUAACUUCGUCAUCAAAGGCUCACAAUGGAUGGAUGCAUCCACCGCCAGUUUCUCGCCGUGUUUCUCUUCUUCGCACUGAUUGCUGCAACUCAAGCGGUGCCAUGUAACUCCACCGAGUCCUUCGCCGAUGUGAGUUGCAGCACGACCCAGACCAACGGCUUGGAGUACGUGGUCUGUGAGUGCUUGCCGGGCUACGAGCUUCAGGGACCCGCGUCAGUAGCUGUCUGCGUGGAAACGGGCCAGGGCUGGGGCGAGACAACUCCAAACUGCACAGCAAUCCAGUGUUCAUCGCCCGAGGCGCCCUCUGGCGGCUUCAUUAGCCCCGUUCAGAAUAGCUACGUCAUGGGGGAGACCGUCACGUACUCGUGCCGGGAAGGAUUUGAAGAAAAGGGCGAUUAUUCGCGGGAAUGCCAAGCUGGUGGGACAUGGUCGGGAACAGGCUUCAGCUGCCUUCCCUGCCCGUCCGGUGGUCAUCGUUAUAACACGGAUAGUUGCUUCAUCCCAGUGAACAAUGGUAUUAAAUGGAGUCAAGCUAAAUUGGGUUGUGAAGCGAAUGGCUGGUCGCUGGCCAAGGUCGACAACAUCGAAGAGCAGACGUUCCUAGUCGACACUGUGAAAGAACGCAGGGAACACUGGAUUGGCGGCAAAGAGGACAGGAAUUGGGUUUGGCAGGAAAGUCAGACACCGAUUGAGUACUUACCCUGGGCUGAGGGAGAACCGAACGACCUCGACUCGGAGGACUGUAUUCAUCUAAGCGCCUUGCCUGGACACAAAGAUUACAGGUGGAAUGACAACGGGUGUGAUAAUCAAGAGGACGGUGACAUACCAUUCUACGCAAUAUGUCAGUAUGAGUUACACUGUCCCAACAACACGCUUCCAGACGACUAUAAGAUUUAUAAAGGGCAGUGCUUGCAGUUCAAUCAAACUCAGCAAAACUGGAAUACUGCCAAAGACACUUGCGCGUACACAGGUGGUUGGCUGGUGGAGAUACUGGACCAGGAGAUGCAGGAGUUUCUCAAUGAAACCAUAACCACCGAAUUCAGCACCACACUUGCGCACUGGUGGAUAGGCGGGAAGGCCAAUGGAUCUCGAGUGUGGAGGUGGACGGACGGUGAAUUGGUAACUGACACGUUUUGGGCUACUGACCAGUCUAAUAACUGGGAUCCUGACAAGGAAAAGUGUAUUCAGAUCAAUCUGAAUAAUCCUCGAGAAUUGAGCAGCUGGCAACGCGUACCUUGCGAUGAACAGAGACAUUACAUCUGUCGUACGGAUGCACUAAAUAUAACAACUUGUGGAGACCCAGGCGUGCCACUGCACGGCGUGCGUUCUGGGAUCGAUGUAGGUGGCAGUUUCAACACCAGUGACGUGGUUCAAUUUACGUGCGAUGAGGGAUAUGAGCUCCUAGGCUCCGUGUCCAGGGAAUGUCUGUCGAAUGGGUCCUGGAGUGGCCAGGAAACGACGUGCAACAUCAUCUCGUGCGGCGAACCAACGGCGUUAGCGAACGGUAACGUCACCGUGCUCUCGCACGAGUACCGAGGCGUCGCCGUCUUGUCCUGCGCGGAAGGAUAUCAGAUGGAGGGUGAGCCGGUCAUUGUGUGCUCAAGCAACGGAACUUGGACUUCUCUUAACUUCACGUGCAUCGAAAUGGUAGAAAUUACCUCUGAAUAUCUAACGACUCCAAGUGACGUCACCACCGACAUUGCUUCUACAUCCACUCAGCCUGUUACCACUCAGACGACGACAUCGGCAGGGUUUACUACUCCUCAGCUAACAACAAAAGUAGACGAUUCAGACACUGCUACAACACCAGAGAGUGCUGGCGCAACAACUCUAGGGGCAUCGACUUUGUCAACAACUAAACUGUCUCAAAAUCCAACAACCCAAAAUAUUGCCACGACAAUUCUUACAACGUUUACAAACCCUGUAUCCACACAAUCCACUACAAUUCCACAAGCUCGAUCAACAUCUGCAGAGUCGACUACAAUGAGUCCACCACAAGCUACGUCACUGCCCUCGUCCACAGACCUCGCUGGUUUCACCACACUUAGUGGAUCAUCAACACCUGAACUACUACAGACAACACCACCCGUAAAGUCCACGUUCUCCACAACUCUACAACAAGCUACUUCUCUGCCUUCAUCAACAGAACGCAUUGCUGAUUCCACCACACGUAGGGGAUCAACAGCACGUGAACAAGAGACAGCAGCACCUGUGGAGUCCACAACUCCACUUUCCACAACUCUUCCACAAGCUACGUCUCUGCCCUCAUCAACAGAACAAAUCGCCGAUCCCACCACACCUAGUGGAUCAGUGGCGACCGGGAAAAUAUCAACCACGUCUGUGCCCACUUCUCGGACAACGAAUGGAAUCAGUUCGACAUCAGUGGAUGCUACGACGGUGGUUUCUACAGAUGCUGGUGAGGGAAAUAGUGGAAGUGUCAUGGGGUCCUCCGAAUUGCUAAUAAUCAUUAUCGUUAGCUGCGUGUUGGGUCUUAUUCUGUUGAUUGUGCUCCUGAUAUCAAUCUGCUGGUGUUACUCGUGCAGAAAGGAUCAAAGACACUUGGAACGUUACAAGGCGUCUUUAGCCCUCGCCAACACACCAGCGGUUCUUGAGGAUGAAGACUUCCCUCCAGGCGUCGUCGACGACUCGAUGUUUUCACCCUUGCCGCGGAGCAGCUUCCUGGACGUGCGUAACGAGUCAACAGCCGUCGACAACCACUACAGCGGCUUGGGUGGAGACCACGCCAACCACUACUACAGCACCGUCAUCCCUCGAGAGGCUGGCCGGCCUGGGCCGCCUGAGGGCCUCUACCAGACCUUAUUCCGGCCCGGGAUGUCACGUGGUCGGUCGCAACAGCGCCCUCUCAUGGAAGAGAUCGAACUGGAGCAAAAUUUCUACGGGGCUGGCUCAGGAGCUACCAAUGGGUCCGGGGUGGACGAGGGGUACGAGGAGGCCCAUUCUUUCGGUCAGGGGCAUCUGUUUGUGGUCCCCAGCGAAGCAGAGAGGGAGUACACCAGUUACGCUAAGGUGGAGCUGAACCGGGGUGCGAGCCAUCUCAGCAAACUAUCCUACUACGCAUAGUUGGUAUUUUUAGAGGGAAUGAUCCCAUACAUGGUUGGAAAAUCAGCAGUGUGUACGUGGUCUUAAUUGGCAUUGCCCUUAUCACGAACUUUGUGUUUUGUCACAAAUUGUCAGUGUCGUCGUUUGUCGUGGAUCAUCAAAUUCAUCUCAAUCACCGUGUCACCACCAUCAUCAUCACCGCAACUAUCGCCACGGCAAGCCCUGUCACCACCAAUCACCACUGCGACCUUCACCACGACCACGACUCUCGCCAUCAUUUCUAUACAAUCACUGUUGUGUUUGCUAAGUUUCCAACGACUGGAACUUGUCAACAGUGCAUUAAAACAAGUUUAAGAAUCCUUUCAUUACCUUCAAGCUUUUAACUACCAUUUCUAGUUUUGCUUUCAAUUCGAUGAUGUUGAUUUUUUUUGGCAGAACGUUGACUUCUAUGAAUCACCCUUUUUCGGUACCGUACUUUUUUGUCAAUGAUCGUCCUUUGUUGCAACUAUUUUUGACCCGUGUAACAAUUCAGGGAAGCCAUGUUUUCGGCGUUGGACGAUUCUAAUAAACUAUUGUCCCUCCUCAAAUGAAGGGGUUUUUUUUGAAAAAGUACAGCACAACCCAUGGAAAAGAAUCCUUAUCUUCAUCGUCAUCGUCAUCGUCAUUGUCAUUGUCAUCGUCUUCGUCGUCGGUAUUAACGUCUAGAUAUUUGUCACAUUCGUCGGCGUCGCCAUCACGUUGAUCGUUAACUAUACUUUCACCACAAUAGAAGACCUGCCAUCACCACAAUCACCACAGCUAGCUUAAUCACCACAAACACCAUUUCUCCACUACCACCGUCACCACCAC